AUGGCAAUUGUAUCAAAAUUGUCUUCAGAAGGACGGGAUCUGUUAGCAGUCGGGAAACUGUUUCCGCCUAAUAAUCCUAAACUCGAUCGACUUGUAACAUUUCUUAAAACCGUUCCUGGCACUGACAAAGCUUUAAUGUGGAAGAUUGUUAAACGAAAGAAAUUGGAGUUGAUAAAAUCGAUUGAUUUCGACGAGAAAGAUGCUAAUAGUAAAAUAAGAUUAAGAAAAGAUCAUGAAAGAAUCGUUAGAGAAGUUUUCACUAAUAUUGGAUAUUUCCCUUUGACUUUACAUUGGUCAAUUCCAAACUCAAUAUUUCCAGAAAUUGGAGAAGGAAUAUUUGGUACUAUUGCAGCAUAUUAUGAAUUAUCGGGUGCUUGGAAAUCUCAUAGUUAA
This is a messenger RNA of Entrophospora sp. SA101, 393 nucleotides long. Lineage: Eukaryota; Fungi; Glomeromycota; Glomeromycetes; Entrophosporales; Entrophosporaceae. The record is from the annotation of a GenBank genome assembly.